Molecule: messenger RNA, 992 nt
Organism: Aphanomyces astaci
Lineage: Eukaryota; Oomycota; Saprolegniomycetes; Saprolegniales; Verrucalvaceae
Exons: 5
Coding region: 6-902 (298 amino acids)
Source: RefSeq, a predicted model, not a curated record
ACACAAUGGAGUCGAAGCGGAAGGUGUAUGAACCAACGUCGGCGGCGCAGUACUACGAGAGUAUUUCCGAUUGCCUGAGCUUCAACUCGGCCAUUGAGCAGCAGCGAACGUAUGCACGCAAGCGAAGAACGCUGGUGCAAACCGACGGCUACGAGGCGGUGUUGAAUCGCUCGAAACGAGCUCAAUUGACGUUCUCGCCGUAUUCCAAUAUGCCGACCUCGACAUCUGGCAUGAUGCAGUCCACAUCCUCUGCGAUGCAUGCAGCCAAGCCUCCCGUGGCGGGACAAACCGUGGGGCCCCCUCCCAAGCUGCAGCAGAAUAUUCUACCCAUGAACGACGCCAUGAGCAAGCAACUCGCUCCGAAACUCACGAAAUCGACAACCCAACCUCCCACUCAACCCGUGCACUUAAAGUCCCUGUCCGACGGCCAGGCAAUCUUUUCCGUGGGAAGCGACGUCAUUGUGCAUCACACGGAAAAGCUCGCGGCGUACGGGUUGGGCCAUUUGCUCGGGCGCAAGGGCACGGUAAUCUCCGUGCCAGUAGCCAAAGGCCAGUUUCUGUAUGGCGUCAUGUUUGACAACACUGUGCACCACGUGCCGCUGGAGGCGCUCGUGUCGUCGGACGCGGCGGCGAUGCUCAGCACUCCGUCGCAAGUCAAGUUGCCCGCGUCGAGCCAGCUCAAGCUCGAGCAGUCGUUUCACAUGCACCGAUUGAUGCAGGACCAGUUCAAGGAGAUCCAGGCCCUGCAGAAGCAGCAUGCAGAGUUCCGCGUGGCCAACAACACGCCCGCCAUGGCCGAAGUGCAAAAGUCACUGGCGGUGCUGCGAAACCUCCACUUGUCGCAGAUCCGGGCGCUCAAAACCAAACACGACGAAGAAUUGCGUCAAAAGGAGCUCACAUAACAUUCAUUCAUACAAUAAUAUGGUUGGCACGUGGGUCGGUUUCGUGGACAUGAAUCAGUGAGGUGUAUUUUUUGGUACCACUAUAUUUAG